ACAGAGCAUGGUGCUUGCACUAAAGAUCCCUGCGUCUUUUCGGAGUGGGUAUAAAUAGCUCCUCUGUAAAGCAUCUAUCCAGAAUUUGAACAUCUGCACCAAGAACACUUCAGCAGUAAAGAUUCUCUUCGCAAAGGAUUGCCGUGGACAACAAUGGACUACUUCAAGUUCUCCGGUUAUAUCUUGGCCCUUUUGUCCAUCCUACCCUCAGCUGCAACAACCUGCCCUGCCAAGUGUUCAUGCACACAAAAUGACAGGUAUGUAGACUGCUCAGACCAAGGUUUAACAGAACUCCCAGAGAACAUCCAAGACAAUGUUGUACACCUAAAUAUUUCGCACAAUGGCAUUAAAGAUCUCAGCAAUCAGCUGACCAAUUUCACCAACCUGAGGCUCCUCGACAUAUCAAACAAUCUGCUCACUCAUAUGCCAACCGAGUUUCCACGGGCACUUUGGGAAAUCUAUGCUGCUAAUAAUCGCAUCAAAGUACUUGAGAAGGAAGACACUGUCACCCAGUGGAACCUGAAAAUACUGGAUUUGUCUGACAACCUGAUUGAAAGGGCUUUUCUGAUUAACAACACAUUAAUUAAUCUCAAAUUCCUCAACUUCAGUGGGAAUAGAUUCUGGACAGUCCCCACCAAUACACCUUAUAACUUGGAGACUUUAGAUUUAUCUCACAAUAACUUGCAGAAUAUACUACCUGACACUUUUCGUCAAAAAGGACUUUCAAAACUAUAUUUGAACAACAACAGUUUCACGUUUAUUCCAAAUGGAACUUUUGAUCUGCUCACUGGCUUGCAGUUGAUAACCCUAUAUGGAAACUCGUGGGAAUGUAACAAUCUGGAUAGUAUUUCCUAUCUACUGACCUGGACAAAAAGGGUGGCAGCAACUGUGCUUGGAGUUCCAUGCAUGGAAGAAACAGAAUCUACUCAGAAAGCAACCAUCACCUUUGAACCAAGCAACAUAACACAAGUAAUUCAUACUCCAGGUUUUACUCGUGAACAGACUGAAAUCAGAACAAUUCCAACUACUGUGUCUGAGGGGAGUGAGGCAAAAACAUUCCAAUCUUUAGUGAAUCAAGGAACUGGAACUUCAUCCUUUCUAGAAUUAAUCAGAAAUGCUAAUUUGAAUUCACCUGCACAAAGCUCCGUUAAUGAACAUGUUUUGGAAAAAACAACCCAAACUAUUUCUAUUCAAACAAGAGGUAGCACUGAAAGUUCCAGCAUUACACCUAUUGUCACAAAUACAAUGGAUACACUUCCAUCAUCCUCAAUGCUCAUUACGGCACCUGAAUUUACCUCCAACAGCACCAUUUCAACCAUGUUCAUCACAAUGGCUGACAGAAAUGGAACAGUGAACAGCCAGAUUGAUGGCUCAAUGGCUGUGUCAACCUUUGAGCCAAUGCCCACUGCAAGUCACGGACCAACUGCAUCAGUUACAUACUCAACACAUUUGGAGCCAAGUACUGUCAACACAACCACUUCUCAGGCUGCAAUGAGGAGUAUUUCCAGUACCAUUAAGACUAAUCCAACCAAUCUGACCUCACCCAAGGUCAAUGGAAUCACUGCAACUACAAAUAUCACGAAGCAUUAUGGAACAACGGCACAAAGCACAAACUCAAAAGCACAUGAAUGCACAGGAAUAUCACUCUACAUCAUAGCUUUUCCCAUGCUAGCAGCACUGGCCAUUUAGAUAUCUAAAUAAGGGAAACAGUUAUUGACACCAUCUUUGGCCAAUGAAUCAGGUAGUUGGUAUUUUCUUUCAAGAAAUUAAGCACCAAAUACUGCUCUGAAGGCUUACGGACCACAUAGAACAAAUCUGAUCUUCGGUCUUUUGAUCCACCAAUCUCAUUCAGCCAGGUCUGCUUUGUCCCACGGCCAGAAAAGAUGGAAGAACGAUUUUAAAAUGCCAAUUUAAAUACCCCAGUCCUCACAAUUUGUUAACUCUUGCUGGAAAGUGCACACUAAUAAAUACAGAUGCGAGUUACCAAUGAUUACCUCUCCCAGCCCCACCAGCAUAGUUUUUGAAAACAUUUAAGGUCAAGACUAAUAUGAUAAACAGCCGCCUGGAACAGCAGCAGGGGCUGACACUGCCAGAUGCAUAGCACCCAAUAGGUGACUACCAACAAGGAAACGUGAGGAGAAAAUAAACCUCUAUUAUGAGUUGGCCCAGCGCCAAACAGGAGAAAGGACCCUUACUAAAAGCUUAGCAUACGAACUCCACUUAUCCACCAUCUUUCGAAUAUUUUUAUUUAAGCAUAAAGCAAUUGUGAUAUACAUUCAGAAUUCAAACUUUUUUUCUGCAAAAACAAACAUCUGAAAAGUUUCGUAAUUUUACAACUAAAGCAUUUCUGUUACCUGAAAUGUCUAACUAUCUACUCUAUUUGUAAUAUGAAAGUUUGAGCAUCUUUUUUCCUGGUAUGUGGAUGCA
Molecule: messenger RNA, 2427 nt
Organism: Stegostoma tigrinum
Lineage: Eukaryota; Metazoa; Chordata; Chondrichthyes; Orectolobiformes; Stegostomatidae
Gene: omgb
Product: oligodendrocyte myelin glycoprotein b
Exons: 2
Coding region: 154-1689 (511 amino acids)
Biological process (GO): neuron projection regeneration
Molecular function (GO): protein binding
Source: RefSeq, a predicted model, not a curated record